Carassius gibelio (silver crucian carp) is the source of this 2102-nucleotide messenger RNA. RefSeq names its product neuronal calcium sensor 1. The transcript has 8 exons. Gene Ontology annotation, molecular function: calcium sensitive guanylate cyclase activator activity; calcium ion binding. Bases 515 to 1087 code for a protein of 190 amino acids. NCBI's taxonomy places the organism in Eukaryota, Metazoa, Chordata, Actinopteri, Cypriniformes, Cyprinidae. The record is from RefSeq and is a predicted model, not a curated record.
GAAUGUGUAUGCAUGUCUGAGUCAGUAAGUGAAUCGAUUCCUCUUCCAGUGGAUCGAGCCAGACAGCAGUCAGCACCCAAUUGAAGAGUGUCUCUUCUGGGCUCAAGUGCUGCUCAGAGCCACUGAUUCCACCAGGGAACCGCAGACACUGGCAGGAGGACUGGAGGAGGUGGUGGAAAGGGGAGGAGUGACACCGGUUAACAGAUUAAAGCCCUCUCCUGUUUCUCUCUCUCUUUCAUUCCCUCCGAGUGAGGAGAGACAACUCUAGAAACUGCAUACUCUAAUCAGAUUGCUUCUGUGUAAUUUGUUCCUCUCAAUUACUUGUCCUUUCUUGAGUUUUUACACCGCUGCGGUCUGGGGGAAAUGCAGGGCACGAUUCAAAAGGAGGACUAGUGCAUCUCUUGUGCUGCCGCCUCUGUCCUUCUUUCUCUCUCUUUCUUUAAAUGUAAGUGGAAGGUGAUUGGGGGGGAGUGAAUUAGGGAGCGGGGAUAACCCGUUGCAGCCAGCUGGAGAGAUGGGCAAAUCCAACAGCAAACUAAAGCCUGAGGUAGUGGAAGAGCUGUGCAGAAAGACCUACUUCACAGAGAAAGAGGUUCAGCAGUGGUAUAAGGGUUUUAUCAAAGACUGUCCCAGUGGUCAGUUGGACGCAGCUGGCUUUCAGAAGAUCUACAAGCAAUUCUUCCCCUUCGGUGAUCCCACCAAAUUUGCCACCUUUGUCUUCAAUGUCUUUGAUGAAAACAAGGAUGGACGAAUUGAGUUCUCAGAGUUCAUUCAAGCUUUGUCUGUCACAUCCAGAGGGACGCUGGAUGAAAAACUCAGAUGGGCCUUUAAACUUUAUGAUCUUGAUAAUGAUGGCUACAUAACCCGAGAUGAGAUGCUGAACAUCGUGGAUGCCAUCUACCAGAUGGUGGGGAACACAGUGGACUUACCUGAGGAGGAAAACACACCAGAGAAAAGAGUUGACCGCAUCUUUGAUAUGAUGGAUAAGAAUGCAGAUGGGAUGUUGACUCUGCAGGAGUUUCAGGAGGGCUCCAAGGCAGACCCCUCUAUUGUACAAGCACUCUCCCUUUAUGACGGCCUGGUGUAGGCCCAUCUCAAAGUGGAGUUCAGUAAUCAAAACAGUCCAUUUACAGUAUAUCAUCCUGCCGGCACUGUGAGAGGAAAACUGACCUGCCACCAACCUCUUGGACAUGCCAAGUGCCAACACGAAGGUGCAUUGUAGGUGUUGCUCAUAAGAGGGGAUCAGCUGUCAGUCACUCAUCUCCACUGUCACUGGAAAACUCCAAAAUCCACUCAAGACAACAUGAACCCUUGCAGAACUCAUUUUGGGAUGAGUGAUGUACAGUAAAAGAACCUCAUGAGAGUCUAAUGGGUAUAGUGCCCUUUUUGUAAAGAAGACACUCAAUAUGGACAGUGACUUUGAGGACAUCCACAUCAGUGUUAUUACAUGUAAAACUCAUAUUCGAAACACCAAUGAAUGAGUUCCUUAUAUUGCUAUGGACUUUGUCAUAGGACCCAGCUGGAUUUUGGUCUAGCCUUCACUGCAUGAUGAACAAAGAUGCAUUUGCAGCGUUCCAUGGGCUUCAGCAAGCACUGGCAUUGAACAACAUGCGUCUAUCUGUAUUUAUUUAUAUAACCUUUCUAUUUAAAUUAGCAAUCUUCAAAAAUAAACAAAAACGUAUAAAUCUCCUUAUAAAUCUCAUGUUUAUUCUUGAGACCUGAGAGUUAACGUCUGACAGCCAUGAUGUAUUAUACUGAGACUGUAUUUACUCACAUGCCCCUGCUUUGCUUGACCCAUAGACAGUCUCACUGUACACCUUUUGUAGAAUGCAAAUUUUCUACAGUAUUGCAUAUGACUGUCAUGAUGGUGUGGGCGCAUAUAUGUGAUGAAGUCAUCACUGGUAAACAUGUUCUUCUCAGACAGCUAUUGUGUUGCACAUCUGGCUUGUUUGAAAGUAUGAGAUUCAUUUUGUACCAAUAGCAUAUACAGAAUUCAUCAGCACUGCCCAUGCCCACAGUGUUUGAAGUGUUGGUGUAUUUAGAUUACUGCUAAUGUUACAGGUGUGGUUUAAAUUGCAAUUAAAUUGUGGUCUUUUUUUUAA